Glycine soja is the source of this 1561-nucleotide messenger RNA. Its product is annotated as kelch-like protein 28. Gene Ontology annotation, molecular function: protein binding. Bases 220 to 1341 code for a protein of 373 amino acids. The transcript has a single exon. The record is from RefSeq and is a predicted model, not a curated record. Lineage: Eukaryota; Viridiplantae; Streptophyta; Magnoliopsida; Fabales; Fabaceae.
CACAAGAAGAAAAUUCAUUGAUUUCAGCGCCACGUGUUCUUCCUAGUCGAUGCUCACGAUCCAACUUUUGGUUUUCUCCGUCAUUUUUCCUCUAUAUCUCUCCCCCACCUUUAUACUAUUACAUUUCCCACUUGCCAUUGACACACAAAACUUAGGAAUUAAUACUCAGUGAAAAUAUCACUAGUACUGGGCUACUAGCACACUCUCCCAAAAACUCCAAUGGGUUCGCUCCCUUCUCCACCAAGACCAACAGCUCCACCAUCCCCAGAAAAUCUUCUUUCCAAUCAUGUAGUGGUUGCUGUGUUUUGUCCUAGAGAACCAACCCCAGGUGUCAGUCUCCCAAAUUCAAUUGAGCUAUAUUACCCAUCCAUGAACACAUGGACCUAUGUAGGCACAAUUCCUGGCCUAAUUGAUGACCAAAUCUUAAAGGGUUUUGCCAUAGUCUCCCUAGGGGACUUUAUUUACAUAAUUGGUGGCCAAAUUUGUCACAAAGAAAUGGUUCAUGUAUCUGAUGAAUGUGCUGACUACGUUGAUGAGGGUAUCAAAGUUGUGGCAACAGUUCUCCGUUACAACAUUAGAACCAACCAAUGGUUCAAUUGUGCACCACUAGGUGUGGCACGGUAUGAUUUUGCUUGCACAGUUUGUGACAACAAAAUCUACGUGGCAGGGGGGAAGUCCACGCUGUCAUGUGCCGGGCCAGCACGGGGGAUCUCAUCGGCUGAGGUGUACGACCCCGAAAAUGACAAGUGGAUCCCUUUGCCUAAUUUGCAUAUUUUAAGGUACAAAUGUAUAGGUGUGACGUGGCAAGGGAAAGUUUACAUAGUUGGGGGGUUUGCUGAGAGAGAAGACUCGGAUAAGACAAUGCCAAGCAUAGUGGAACGUAGUUCAGCAGAGGUGUAUGACACGCAAGCAGGGAAGUGGGACAUGAUAGCGGGGAUGUGGCAAUUGGAUGUGCCACCUAAUCAGAUAGUGGCAGUGAAUGGUACACUUUUGAGUUCAGGGGAUUGCCUGAAUGCAUGGAAGGGACACAUUGAGGCCUAUGAUGGAAAACUUUGGAAUGAAGUUGAUGGAUCGCACAAGAGAAACCUGUCCACAUUAGAGGACAACUAUGAGAAUUGGCCUCCGAAUGAUCAAAGACUGUACCUAACUAUGGCACCAAUUGGGACUCGUUUGUUUUUCUUGGCAGGUUACAGGAUAGGUGGGGAACUACCAAGAACUAUGUCUGUUGUGCACAUGUUUGACACUUCAGCCACCAGGGAUGCUUGGAGGAGCUUUGAACCAAUGGAAUUGGAGGGUGAGAAAGAGCUUUGUGGCCAUUGCUGUGUUGUGCAACUCUCUUAAAUUGAGAGUUCAAAAAAAAAAAAAAAAACAAUAUGUAGAAUGGUUUAAGUUUAAUUUAUAGCUAUAUGUUAUUAUCAAUGCAUAACUUUUUUUUUGGCUAGAUCACUAUAUAUGCAUUUGAAAGACAGCUCUGUCUUUGGUUGAAUUGUUUGCUACAGAUCAAAUCCUCAUGACAAUUCCAACCCAGUUAACAAAUAAAAGGAAAAUGGCUUAAGAUGCA